This is a messenger RNA of Exophiala bonariae, 1542 nucleotides long. RefSeq lists its product as uncharacterized. Gene Ontology annotation, biological process: protein sumoylation. Gene Ontology annotation, cellular component: nucleus; septin ring. Gene Ontology annotation, molecular function: ubiquitin-like protein ligase binding; protein tag activity. Bases 1 to 1542 code for a protein of 513 amino acids. NCBI's taxonomy places the organism in Eukaryota, Fungi, Ascomycota, Eurotiomycetes, Chaetothyriales, Herpotrichiellaceae. The transcript has a single exon. The record is from RefSeq and is a predicted model, not a curated record.
AUGUCCAGCGGUGUCAAACGAUCCCUGUUCAGCAAACCCGCUUGGGCGGCUACUGCGCCCGGCACUUCGACCAAGCCUGCCAGCGGUGACUCGAUCUUCGGGCGAAACGCAGUCUACGAGGAUUUACUCGUAGCCGAGCAGAGGAAGCGAGAGAAGAAGCAGGCGAAAGCAAAAGAGCGCGCUGAGAAGGCCAAAGAUAUUGAAAGCAGGGACACAAAGAGGAGGCGGAUCUCAUUAGAUGCCGAGGAUGAAAAUACUGUUACCCUCGAUGACUCGGACGUGCAAAGCAAUGCAUCGAGUCCCGUCGGCAGAGAACGAGAGUCGCCACUAGUGGAGGAGGAACGCCCAGUCACCCGAAGUACAUCCAAGUCGAGCAAGAACCUGCACAUGGGUCUAGAUGAUAAAACGAAGAUAUCUCCCUCUCUAUGGCGUAUUGUAUCCCCGAGGCGCACACCAGUGAAUCUUGAUGACGAUGAACCGGCAGACGACGACUUGAUUAUGCUAACACCCCCUAACCCGAAAUCAGGACCCUCGGCUUCAACUAAGACCAAAGCCCAGUUGGACGAUGACGAAUCGGAUGAGGAUGACGAAUUCUUACAAGAACUCAAACGAAAGGCACGAGAGAAGGCACGGCGGCAGAAACUUGGUCCAGCAGACUCCAGCCCAGAUAGAACAUUAGCCCCUGUCGUCAAAACAGCAGGAGCAGCAGCACUACCAGCCGCGUCCGCUGCGAGAUUGUCUCCCACAAUAGGACUACCGCCCUCGCUCAAGCAAAGGCGAUCCGAACAGGACAUCAAGUCUAGCGCCGCACAGAAUGACAAAGAAAGGGUAAAGAUCGAUGACCCAGAAGUCCGAAUCAUGAUCAUAUCCUCGAUACCAGACGCGCAGGCACUGAUCGUGAAACGCAAAGUCUCACAGCCGCUCAAGCAAGUGCGAGAGUUCUGGUGCACCAGGAACAAACUCGACCCGAAGGUGACGGCCAAAGUCUUCUUCACAUGGAGAGGGACGAGGCUAUUCGACUCGACGACCAUGCGCGGGCCGAUCCAGAAGUUGAAGAAUGAUCAAGCAGCAAAGCAGCGGGAUAUCUUCGAGAACGGGGACAUGGAUGACGAUGACGAUGAUGACGGCGACGCGAAUUCAGAGGUAGAAGACCCGAGUCAUGGACACAUUGAACUAGAAGCAAUGACACCAGAGAUAUUUGACGAACGACAGCGCGAAAAGGAGCGCAAGGCCCAAAUGUCUGAUGACGAGGAUGACGAUUACGACGAAAGGGAGCAAGAAGCGGCGGCACGGGAAGAAGAGGAGAAGCUGAAGGGUUCGAUCAUUAUCCGCCUCGUCAGCCAAUCCUUUGAGCCGAUGAAUUUGCGUGUCCGGCCGCAUACAUCGGUUGGAAAAAUGAUUCAAGGGUUCGCGGCGACCAGGCAACCAGAUGAAGGGAAAAGCGUAUGGUUGGUUUUUGACGGUGAAAGAUUGGAACCCGAAAAAACGGUCGAGGAGAUUGGACUCGAGGAUCAGGACGAGAUUGAAGUUAAUGUCCGUUGA